AUGCUGUCCCACCCUUCCGUUGGAGUGUUUCUUACGCACAGCGGAUGGAACUCCGUGAUAGAGAGUAUCAGCUUCGGAAUUGCUAUGCCGGGAUGGCCAUAUUUUGUGGAUCAGUUUCUCAAUUGCAGAUUUGUCAAAGAUGUGUGGAAGAUUGGGAUGGACUUUGAGGGUGUGGUUGUUGACGAAUAUAGAUUGGUUUCGAGAGAAGAGGUGGAGAAGGGGGUGAGGAGGAUUAUGGAAUGUGAAGAGGCAAGGCAAAGGGUGUUGAAAUUGAAGGAGGUAACAGUUAAAGCGGUUAGCUCAGGUGGUUCUUCCUUCCGCAACCUGAACAAGUUUAUUCAGGACAUUACUCGAAUUGCCAUAUCUGUUAAGGGUUAA
Messenger RNA from Cryptomeria japonica (Japanese cedar), 378 nucleotides. Its product is annotated as 7-deoxyloganetic acid glucosyltransferase-like. Bases 1 to 378 code for a protein of 125 amino acids. Lineage: Eukaryota; Viridiplantae; Streptophyta; Pinopsida; Cupressales; Cupressaceae. The record is from RefSeq and is a predicted model, not a curated record. Gene Ontology annotation, molecular function: UDP-glycosyltransferase activity. The transcript has a single exon.